AUGGACAUCAGGGUGGGCGAUGCGCUGUUUCCGGUGCUGCCGUGCGACGACGACGCCGUCGGGACCGAGCAGUCUCCGCUCGAUGACGAGUUCGGUAGUGGCGUUCCUAGUAACAAUGGUCAGUCCAAAACACAACCAAUCAUGCAGACAACUCCUGUCGGCGACGACGCGCGACUCAAAGUACAACCAAUCAUGCAGACAACUCCUGUCGGCGACGACGCGCGACUCAAAGUACACCGCGAGGCCACCCAGCGGUUGGAACUGGCAGACCGGGCCCAACACGCGUACUUUCUUGCGUACGAGGUCGAGUGUGAAAUGGCCGACUUGGCGCUGUGGACUGAAGCUAUGAUUAUUCCACAGUCGUGGCGACUCGCCAUUCGAAAGCACUUGGCGCCGAUUCUUCUCCGCAUGAAACUACACGUAGGCAACCUCAUGCAAGCGGAAUCGAUGCUGCUCCCGCCAUUCGACGAGCGCAAGCGCGUACAAUUUGACCUGUUGCUGCAAAGCACCGAAGACAUUUCUGUCGUGCUGUACGAUUCAAUUCAAGAGUGCAAGCGCAAAGCUAUCGAAGGCGAACGAGUUGUGGCGGCAUCGAUGAUUCAGCUGCACGCUCGACGCCGUUUACGAGUGAUUGGGUUUUACACUACCAAGGUCAAACUCACGCGGCUACAGCGCGGGUUAAUCCCAGGCUUGUUCGAUGGGCUCAAAGGGGAAACCAUCAUGAACAUCACCGCCGACAGCAUCACAUUGGAAUACCCCAAGACUGCCAACCGAAACGCAACUGGUCGUGGCAACGAUUCCAAGCCCAACCAGCAUUGAUACAAGGAACGUUUUCUUUAUACGUCAUUAGUGUGCUUUUUUCGACAUGGAAAAUUGAACGGUUACUUCACACUGGGCUGUUCGUGUGCAAGCACGAGGGCUUCUAAAUCCAACAAGUGACGAUCUUGAACGUUGAUUUCACGCAUGCUACACAACAAAGAAAUGCAAUCAAAACGUCCUUGCAAUAUAUAUAUAUAUCCUAUCCUAUACGUAUAUAGAAUGUACCAGCGGCAAAGGUUGAGAAAGUACUCUAGGUUUGAGCCGCUAGGGCCUACACGAGAUGCAAUCUACAAGAUAGUGGUCGUGUGAGCAUGGGUAUGCUGCACGGUAUGCCACAUUCGAGCGGCGUACUUCGUGUGCCAUGCCCUUCAACGGAGCAGGUCCCAGGAAGUCUGAAUUGCCAGGGAGCGCAAUGAACACCAAGGCGCGGCGAACUUGGUUGUCGGUGCAAUGGACGUCCACUUCUGCGCGAUCAUACCCAGCCUAACACGGAGCCGUAAUAGAAGCUCAUUCGCUGAGUAAAUGAACCUUUUCACGAUGGUCUAGCUGAGCCAAGAUGGCUGGCACUUCCUCUUUCGGCACUCGGUAGAUGCGUCCCCAUGUUUGGGGUAGUUCGGAUGCAUGUGGGUCGACGUCGCGGAACUGAUGCAUAUCGUCGGCGUGGAUCAAAGUCACCACCCGCCCCAACGCACCAGGCACACCGCGGUGGUCCGGGCUGCCUUGCCAGAACCGACGAUGCCAUCCAUCCACAUACCCAAAGAACGAAUCUUCGACGGGAAAGUCCGUCUUCCACACUACGCACAACAAAUUUUGAGCGGAUAUUGCUCGGCGAUCACUUACCUAUCGAGCCGUCUGUAUAUGUCCAUCAUCAAGUUAGGUUAGAAGUCAACGCUGACACAAGAAGCAUGUACUUACAUCCGAAGAUCCUACAGAACACCACCUUCGUCAGCCGUCAAGUCCAUGCUGUCAUGGAGUUGUUACCACAUCGCAGCAAAG
Molecule: messenger RNA, 1815 nt
Organism: Aphanomyces astaci
Lineage: Eukaryota; Oomycota; Saprolegniomycetes; Saprolegniales; Verrucalvaceae
Exons: 3
Coding region: 1-819 (272 amino acids)
Source: RefSeq, a predicted model, not a curated record